Messenger RNA from Cydia amplana, 1335 nucleotides. It is a transcript of the gene Lrr47, whose product is annotated as leucine-rich repeat protein 1. NCBI's taxonomy places the organism in Eukaryota, Metazoa, Arthropoda, Insecta, Lepidoptera, Tortricidae. The record is from RefSeq and is a predicted model, not a curated record. The transcript is spliced from 4 exons. Bases 45 to 1316 code for a protein of 423 amino acids. Gene Ontology annotation, molecular function: protein binding.
AAUCGGUGUUGGCGCGAGAAAUUAUUUAUUUACUUGGUUAAUGAAUGGUUAUUUUCUUGUUUAUUUCAGUAAAAAAAUUAACAAUGAAACUACAGUGCCAAGUAGAAGUUGUAAAUAGACUACACAAUGCUUUAAAUGUAAGAAAAAGUGGGAAGUAUUUGAAAUCAACUUUAGCCAUCGGCAAGGAACCGAAGUCUGAAACGGAAUAUUUUAUAUUACAUUUCUCAUCAGUUAAUAAGACCGGAACAAAGUAUAGGGUCAAAAGUAUAAAGCAAGUGUUCGUAAAAUGUUUAAAUGAGGGUAAAGCUACGAUAAGAUUUGAAGAACCUCCGCACGAUUUGUGUAUCAAAAGUGAGACUAUACAAUUGAAGUGUUUUAUGCGGAUACUCAAGUCGUGUAUAACAGGAGAUGCAAAGGACCUACAGCUAGGCACUUUCUCAAGCAUAAGUGUGACUUCUAAGGACAAUGCACCCACAAAACUUGUUAUUAAUUACCGCAGUGAGUUUCCUGUGAAAGGUCUACCGAGAACAUUAGAAUCCUUGCAUAUAAAUGGGCUUGGAUUGUCUAAUUUUAGAAGAGAUAUAUUGUUAUUGAAAUUACUGACAAUACUUGAUUUAAGUAAUAAUGAAAUUGACAAGAUACCUUCAGAGUUUGGUAGAAUGCCUAAUUUAUGUGAGCUGUACUUGGGCAGUAACAAACUAGGAACCCAGAAGGAAAUAAAUUGGAACUGGUUAUUUGGACCUCAGAUAACUAAAUCUCUAAAACUAUUGGACUUAAGCAGCAACCAGUUGACACAACUUCCAAAGGCAAUAUGGAAAUUACAAAAAUUAGUUACCCUGAAAUUGGAUAAUAAUCAGCUGGAAAAACUACCAGGACCUAUUGGCCGAAUUAGCACAUUAAGGUACUUAACCAUAUCAAGAAAUGCACUGUGUUCUCUACCAUGCAGUCUAAUGCAGUGCAAUUUGGAAUACUUGGACAUCUCCACUAACAAUUUUAAUCAUCACAUAGAAAACCCAGAAUUCAAGCAGCACUCACCGUGGGACUUCUAUGUCGGCAGUUUAGUACAUUUAGCAUCAAAAGUGGUGCUGAAACAUAGAAUGUUUUACGCACCUAAUAUAAUACCACGGACUCUUGUGGAAUUUCUAGACAAUGCUAAUAUGUGUGUGUGUGGAAUGCCUGUGGUGAAUGACAUGUACUUUAGGAAUAAGCGGUAUGAACUUAAAGAUUUUUUCAGAGCUGUGGUGUUUGACAAUAACAGGACUAGUACUGUUGCAUUUGAGUGUUACUAUUGUUCUCCUAGGUGUUUUAGUAGAUAAUCGACUGAUUAAUUUUAAG